Molecule: messenger RNA, 2577 nt
Organism: Cinclus cinclus
Lineage: Eukaryota; Metazoa; Chordata; Aves; Passeriformes; Cinclidae
Gene: TEX261
Product: testis expressed 261
Exons: 6
Coding region: 59-649 (196 amino acids)
Biological process (GO): endoplasmic reticulum to Golgi vesicle-mediated transport
Cellular component (GO): endoplasmic reticulum membrane; COPII-coated ER to Golgi transport vesicle; Golgi membrane
Molecular function (GO): COPII receptor activity
Source: RefSeq, a predicted model, not a curated record
CGGGCCCGGAGCGGGAGCGGCCCCCGGGAACGGCCCCGGGAGCGGCCCCGGCCCCGCCAUGUGGUUCAUGUACGUGCUCAGCUGGCUGUCCCUGCUCGUGCAGGUGGCCUUUGUCACCCUGGCCAUCGCGGCCGGGCUGUACUACCUGGCGGAGCUGAUCGAGGAGUACACCGUGGUCACCAGGAGGAUCAUCAAAUACAUGAUCUGGUUUUCCUCGGCGGUGCUGGUGGGGCUGUACCUGUUUGAGCAAUUCCCGGCGUUCCUGGUGGGAAUGGGGCUCUUCACCAACCUCGUGUACUUCGGAUUGCUCCAGACUUUUCCUUUCAUCGUGCUCACCUCCUCCAACUUCAUCCUGUCCUGUGUGCUGCUCGUUGUCAAUCACUACCUGGCCUUCCAAUACUUUGCUGAGGAAUUUUUCCUCUUCUCUGAGGUCCUGGCUUAUUUCACGUUCUGCCUGUGGUUGAUUCCCUUCGCCUUCUUCGUGUCGCUCUCGGCCGGGGAGAACGUCCUGCCAUGUACAGUGCAGCCAGGAGACGACGUCGUCUCCAAUUAUUUCACCAAGGGGAAAAGAGGGAAACGUUCUGGAAUUCUCCUGAUUUUCUCCUUCAUCAAGGAAGCCAUCCUGCCCAGCAGGCAGAAAAUUUACUGAGGUUUGGGAAUAUUUGGGAAUAUCCAAAGGAUUUGGAUUUGGGAUAUCCCAAAUUGUGCCUCUCUCUGCUUUUUCCUGUUGGGAAUUCCUUGGGAAUUCCAAGAAUUGGACACUCCUGGAGGUGCCAACCACGCUUGGAGCUUUCCCUGCUGAUCCCUCAGGGAAUAUUUCCAUGGAAAAUGUUGGGAUUUGGAUGAACCCUCUUUUUUGUUUUUUGUUUUUUUUUUUUUUUUUUUUUUUUCCUUGUCUUUUUGGGAAUUUAUUUCCCAAUUCCUGGUUUGUUUUUGUUUUUUUUGGAGCCGUUCCCUCCGGUCUUUUCCCGAGGGUUUCACAGAGCCGUGAAUUAAAAACACACACACCCCAAAAAAAAAAAAUAAAAAUCCAGGAAAAAUCGGGAUAAAUCCAGGAAAAAUCGGGAUAAAUCCAGAGGAUUCCACACACACAGCCAGGAUGGAGCUGUCCCUUCAUCCCAUUUUUUUUUUUUUUUUCCAAGAGGGAAAGGACUUGGAAUAAUCCCAAAAAAAUAAAAUCGGGAUUUGGGUGGUUUGAAUCUUUGGAAAUUCCUUGGAAUUUUUCCCUCCAGCAAAGAAGUUGGUGGAAAGGGAUUUUUCUCAGUUUUCCAGGAUAUUCCCAGAUUUUUUUUUCUGAUCCUGCAGAAGAGGGGGAUUGCUCAGAAUUCCCAGAUUUUUCCUUCCUCCUUUUCCAAAGGGUGAAAUUCCUCCGAGGGAGCUGAAAAUUUUGUUCAUUCCGAUCACAAAAUUGCUGUUUUUUCUGGAAUUUUCACCUGGACCAGGAUUAAAUAUUCCCACCCCAGGGAAUUCCCUGGAUCCAGAGGAUUUUUUUUUUUUUUGGAGGAAUUCCCAGGAAAAUUCCAGGGGGAAUUUCAGGAAGGGAACUAAAAUCCCUCAGCAUUCCAGCUGGGAAAAAUUCCAAACUUUUGGGUUUUUUUAAGGAAAAAAAAAAAUCAUUUGGAAAAGCUGGAAUUUUGCCCUGAGACCUCUGGUUUUGCUGGAAAAAUUCCUGGAUUUGGGAUGGGAUGAACCAGGAGAGGAAUGAGGAAAAUCAGGAAUUCCUGAUUCCUUUUUAAUCCCAAUUUUCCCAGGAGCCAGGAAAGAUUUCCCAGCUUCUCUCCCACAUUUUUCCAACCUGGAUCCCUCAGGAUUUCCUGGAGCUGAACCAGAUUCCUGGGAAAUCGUGGAAUUCCAGAAAUAAUUCACCAGGAAAAGGAAAUUCGGGAUGAAACCCUCCUAAAUUUGGAAAAAAAAGCAUUCCCAGAAACACCGGGAAAUUUAUGGAUAAGGUGUAAAAUCCCAGAUUUCCCCUGAGAAUUUGAGGGGUUUUAUUGGGAUUGGGAUUUUUUUCCCAAUCCCUGGAAGUGUCCAAGGCCACGUUGGAGCUGGGUUUGUGGAAUUUGGGUGGAAUUUUCCCACCAAAACUCCAGAAUUUUGGGGAAAAUCCACAGAUGAAGAUCAUUGAAAAGGCAGGAAAAGUGGGAAUCUCCAUUCCUAACCUCUGGAAUUUCCCUGGAAGCACCGGGGAGAGCCCAAAGAAAUCUGGAUUUGGAAAAAGUUCCCGAAUUUGGAAAAAUCUGGGCAAAAUUCCUGCUCCUUUUCCAACAGAAAUUUCCCUUUCCCAGGCUUUAUUUUUGGGGCAGGGAUUCAACCUCUCCUUCCCAGUUUUCCUCCUGGAAAAUCCACAGGGAAAAAGAGCAGAAAUUCAGGGAAAUUCAGGAAAAUCCCUCCCAGCCUUAAAUAUUUCAGUUCCAGCUGAAGGAGGAAGGAGAAAAAAAUAGAAAAAUGGGAUAAAAACAAAUCCAAGGGAAUUCCUGAGGAAUGGAGGAUUUGGGGAUUCCCAGGAAAGGAGCUUUGGAAUGCCAGGAAAAUAAUUCCAGGUGUUCCCAAAUCCAAGGGAAAUAAAGGAUUUUAUUU